GGAGCUUCUAUCCAUUCAUACUUGAUCUAUACACACCGCACUGUAUGCAUUAUUCAUCUAAAGAAGAAAGGGCUUCUUGAUUUUGGACUCAGAUAUCCUUUGAUCCAUUAUAGCUGGAAUCAGAUCGAUCUGCAACAAGAAAGUCUGUCAUGAUCAUGAUCUCAGAGACUUGGCCGAUCACCUUGUGCAAGAAUUAACGUUGCAAGUGUUUUAGUUGUGAUCUCACAGAAGAAAUAAUCAACUUUUCAUUUUUGAAUACAUCGAUUGUACAAAAAAGAAACGAUGGGGGAGGCUGUUCUUGGUGCAUUCCUCCCGGUGCUGCUUGAGAAGUUGGCGGAUCAAGAGAUCACUGAGUACUUCGGACGCCUUAAGGGGGUCGACAAAAAGGUGCUGGAGAAAUGGACUAGAACGUUGAGGGCCAUUGAAGCGGUGCUGAGUGAUGCUGAGGAGAAGCAACUAACACGAAGAGCAGUAAAGAGUGGCUGGAUGAUCUCAGUAGAUUUGUCUUACGAUCUUCAAGAUGUAUUGGACAUAUUUGAUACUAAAAUGCUGAAGCGGAGGAUAGAAAGACAACAAGGAAGCAAAAGCAAGUUAUGGAGCUCACUCUCUAAAGUUAAGUCCAAUUUUGGUCUGAACUCAGCAAUCAAGAAGAUAAGUGAUCGACUUGAGGAGAUAACCACUCGAGAGAAGCAGCUUGGUUUGAAGAAACUUGGAGUGUCUAAAAAGCCAUGGAAAAUGCCACCCACUACUUAUCAACUUGAUGGACCUGUGAUGGGAAGGGAUGAAGCAAAGGCUAAGAUUCUCUAUGAUUUGCUUUCAAAACAAGAGAAUUAUCAUGUGGUUGGUAUUGUCGGUACUGGAGGACUAGGAAAGACAACACUUGCUAAACAUGUAUUCAACGAUGCUGCAACUGGCCAGUUUUCCCCAAAAGGAUGGGUAUCUGUGUCAGACGACUUUGACAUUGUAAGGGUGGCAGCAGCCGUUUUGGAAUCAGUCACGUCCUCUCCAGUUCAGGAAUUGAAGGAGCUUAACUCAAUUCUGGAGAAGUUGAGUAAGGAAUUGGCUGGCAAGAAGUUUUUAAUUGUUCUUGAUGAUGUCUGGCACACUUGUAGCUAUGGUCAAUGGACUACACUGCAGGCCUCCUUUCGUGUUGGAGCAGCUGGAAGUAAGAUCAUCGUGACAACACGUGACGCCAAUGUCGCAAAUAUGAUGGGAGAUAGGAGCCCUUAUAACUUGAACCCGAUGUCAACAGAUAAAUGUUGGGAACUCUUUCAGCACCAUGCACAGUUAAAAAACAGACCCGAAGAUGUUGAGUUCCUUAAAGAGAAAAUUGUAGAAAAAUGCAAUGGGUUACCGUUAGCUGCAAGGACACUUGGUGGGCUUUUACGUUGGAAAAGACUAGAGGAAUGGGAAGACAUAUUAGACCACAAGAUGUGGACACUAUCAGACUCAGACCAGAACAAGAUGGAGGAUAUCCGUCCAGCAUUAAAACUGAGCUAUCAUUAUCUCCCUUCAACUUUGAAACGGUGUUUCUCCUACUGUGGAAUACUUCCGAAUGAUUAUGAAUUUGAGGAGAUGCAAUUGAUCCUUUGGUGGAUGGCGGAAGGUUUGAUUCCGCAGCAACCCAAAGAACAUAAGCAAAUGGAAGAUUUGGGACGUGACUAUUUUCAAGAGUUGGUGUCUAGAUCAUUAUUUCAAAAAUCAAGCAAAACAGAGUCGCGAUACAUAAUGCAUGACCUGGUUACUGAUUUGGCACGUUGGGCUGCAGGAAGUUCAUGUUGUAGAUUGGAGGAUAUGCAGAAUUAUGACUCGCAGCAACGUACAUGUUUGCCCAAGGUUCGUCAUUCGUCUUACAUUCUUGGAAAGUAUGAUGGGGUUAAGAAGUUCGAGGUCUAUUCUGAAGCUACAUCUUUGCGAACGUUCUUACCACUUUCACCUUCAUAUGAUCAUUAUCUGGCUCAGAAGGUUACUUCUGAUUUAUUGCCCAAACUCCAAUACUUACGACUCCUCUCUUUGAAAAGUUAUGAAAUAAUCGAGUUGCCAGAUACAAUUGGUGAAUUGAAGCAUCUACGGUAUCUUGAUCUCUCCCACACUGGGAUAAGAAGUUUGCCAGACUCGACAACAACUCUGUACAACUUGCAGACAUUGUUAUUGGAAAGUUGUCACCAGUUGAAGGCACUGCCCACAAGCAUGAGGAACCUAGUUAAUUUGCGUCAUCUCAACAAUUCAGAGACAUCUUCGUUGGAAGAAAUGCCUCCUCAGCUCGGUCAAUUGACUAACCUCCAAACAUUGCCUGAGUUUGUUAUUGGCAAAGGUAGUGGAUCAGGAGUAAGAGAGAUUGAGUCAUUAUUGCAUCUGCAAGGGACAUUGCACAUCUCAAGACUAGAAAAUGUGAUUCGUGUCGAGGAUGCCAGGAGUGCCAACUUAAAGAGCAAGGAAAGGCUUGAAGCCCUAUUUCUUGAAUGGUCUUCUUCGACUGUCUCAACAGAAGAUGCAGCAAUUGUGCUUGACAUGUUACAACCUCAUAGCAAGCUCAAAGAGCUCACCAUCAAAGGUUAUGGUGGAUUGAAAUUUUCAACAUGGAUUGGGAAUCCUUCAUUCACUAAAAUGGUGCGGGUAAAGUUAGAAGGUUGUAAUCAUUGUCAAUUCUUGCCACCAUUCGGACAGUUGCCUUGUCUCAAAGAACUUUGUAUACAAGAAAUGGAUGCAGUGGAGAGUGUUGGUGUUGAGUUUUAUGGAGAAGGUGACUUGUCGUUUCAAGCUUUAGAGACCCUUGAGUUUUGGAAUCUGAAAAAUUGGAAGAAUUGGUAUCCUUGCCAACAAAGUGAGGGGGUUGAAGUUUUCUCUUGCCUGAAAAGGCUUUCCAUCAGGGGCUGCCCCAAAUUAGAGGGUGAUUUACCAGAGAAUCUUGAUUCAUUAGCACAGCUUAGGAUAUAUGGAUGUGAGGAAUUGGUUGUUUCAGUAUCCAAAUACAGACAGCUUCAUGGAUCAAUCAUUGAAAAGUGCAAGAUGGUGGUGUACGACACAAGUACGAAUUGA
Messenger RNA from Fragaria vesca subsp. vesca, 3039 nucleotides. RefSeq names its product putative disease resistance RPP13-like protein 1-like. The coding region runs from base 283 to 3039 and encodes 918 amino acids. Gene Ontology annotation, biological process: defense response to other organism. NCBI's taxonomy places the organism in Eukaryota, Viridiplantae, Streptophyta, Magnoliopsida, Rosales, Rosaceae. The transcript is spliced from 4 exons. The record is from RefSeq and is a predicted model, not a curated record. Gene Ontology annotation, molecular function: protein binding; ADP binding.